Molecule: messenger RNA, 2903 nt
Organism: Erpetoichthys calabaricus (reedfish)
Lineage: Eukaryota; Metazoa; Chordata; Cladistia; Polypteriformes; Polypteridae
Product: Golgi phosphoprotein 3-like
Exons: 5
Coding region: 164-1027 (287 amino acids)
Biological process (GO): Golgi to plasma membrane protein transport; Golgi organization; Golgi vesicle budding
Cellular component (GO): cytosol; Golgi cisterna; trans-Golgi network
Molecular function (GO): phosphatidylinositol-4-phosphate binding
Source: RefSeq, a predicted model, not a curated record
UUUAAAACUCCAGGAAGUAAAUGUGGGUAAAAUUGCCGUGUAUGUGUCAGUUUUUUUUACUUUACUCCUUAAUUUAAUGUUGAUAUUUAAGAAGGCUUAAAAGAACGAAUAAAAAACAAUCAACAUACAAAUCAGGGAAGAGCGUUGGGACCUGUGAAGCAGCAUGACCACUUUGACCUACCGAAACAGGCGAAGUGAGGCAGUGGGCGGAAAUGACAGACAUACAGAGAAGGAAAAUGAAGAACAAUCUGGGAAUCUUGAUGGUCAGGUUGAAGAGGACAAAGAAGAUUCCAAGCACCUUCGUCUCACACUUAUGGAAGAAAUACUACUUUUGGGACUUAAAGACAAAGAGGGAUACACUUCUUUCUGGAACGACUGCAUCUCAUCAGGACUGCGAGGCUGUAUUCUUAUUGAGCUUGCCUUUAGGGGAAGGAUCCACCUUGAGCCAGCCACGUUAAGAAAGAAAAAAAUGUUGGAUCGCAAGGUUUUAUUAAAGUCAGAUGCCCCAACAGGAGAUGUUCUUCUGGAUGAAGCUCUCAAGCACAUCAAAGCUACCAGUCCUCCCGAGAAUGUGCAAAGUUGGAUUGAGUUUCUCACAGGUGAAACGUGGAACCCUCUGAAGUUACAUUAUCAGUUGCGUAAUGUUCGAGAGAGGCUAGCAAAGAAUUUAGUGGAGAAAGGCAUUCUGACCACAGAGAAGCAGAACUUUCUUCUGUUUGACAUGACUACUCACCCAGUCACCAAUACAACCGAAAAGCAACGUCUUGUGAAAAGGUUACAAGACAGCCUGCUGGAGCGCUGGGUGAAUGACGCUCAUCGCAUGGACAGACGUUUGCUGGCUCUUAUUGUCUUGGCUAAUGCUUCUGAUGUGCUGGAAAACAUCUUUUCAAAUCUUCCUGAUGACAAAUAUGAGGUAGCAGUAACCCGCUCGCGGGAACUGUUGGAUAGCAAUCCUGAUGAAGAGGGCAACAAGAACGUGGGUACAGAAAUGAUCUGGGCUGUUUUGGCAGCAUUUAAUCAGUCUUGACUUUCCUUAAAAUAAACCAAAGACUGUUUUGUUCACACUUUAGUUCCAGGAAGUGUAGACAUUGGCUGCUUACAUAAAUGGAAGAUGCAGCCCUUGAACACCUAGGGGUGCAGCACAAUAUGGUGCUGGGUGUCUGGGUGUGCUCUGGAAAGCCUUAAAUUCUACCAGUCUUAAAACUUGCCUUUCAACUCGGCCUCUUUGUCUGUCUCUUUUUUUUUACCAAACAUUUAAAACUAUGUGACUAUUUUGAUUGCACUUUAACUUACGGAAUUAUUUAGAGAAAAUGAAGGGAAGCUUGAGGUAUAAAAGCAUUGUAGAAAAUUUACCUUCUAUAUUAAAAGCUACUUUUGCAAGGAGAAUGUUCUGUUUAAUAGACCGCAUAGUUGUCCACUGUAAGACUCUGCUUGUUUCUGUAUAUUGUAACUUAUUUUGUUUCUUUGGACCAAAACACAAACUUGAAGCAAAUUUCUCUAGUAAAUAUUCUUAAAAGGCCAAAAAAGCCAAGUGUGAAAACAAAUGUUGAUGUAAAUGUGGUGCAUCCUUUGGGAUUUACCAAAUAUAAAUUCCAUUCCUUGAGUCUUUGUAUUGCAUUUGAAAACUCGCCUUGUGUUUUCUCCCCUUGACCUCUUUAUGUCUUCUGCAUUAAAUUAUGAGAAGGGCUCAAAUUAUUUCACCUAACACGACCUGAUGAAGGAACUGUGGCCCACUCACCUAAAGCUGGUACCCACACGUUGAUAUUUGUGACAUUCCUCUGAGUGUUCAUACAUUAGACUUGGUGAAGACUACUGACUGGCUCAGGGUGAACACUGGUGAGCUUCUUUGUUUGGCCUAGUGCAACAUUAGGUCAAUUUGUCAUUUAGUAAUGGUGCAUUCCUGUUUUUCUGAUUUACAUAUGCUUAAUACAUUAUUAAUAUCUUUUAUUCAUCUCCAAUGACCAGGAACUGCAUGUAUCAAGUCAAUCGGAGUGUAAUAUGAAGUAGGAUUUGCAACCAGUUACAUGACCAAAGUAGCCUUUUGAACUUCAGACCACAACCCACUCCAUCUGAAUUGACAAGUGCUAGUAGUGGUUAUAUAAUAUAUAAAGUUAUUUCCCUUGAUUUUAUUUAACUUGUUCUUUGAUCAUAAAAAUAUGGGCAUAUCUGAGCCUUUAUAUGGAAGGUUCAUAUUUAUUGCCUUUUCCAAAUGAUGUUGGCCUACUAGGUAAACAUUUUGAUGAUUGACACACACAAGUCUGCGGUGGGUUGGCACCCUGCCCAGGAUUGGUUCAUGCCUUGUGCCCUGUGUUGGCUGGAAUUGGCUCCAGCAGACCCCCGUGACCCUGUGUUCGGAUUCAGCGGGUUGGAAAAUGGAUGGAUGGACACACACAAGUUUGGGUUGCAGUGCAGUUAACGGAUACAAAGACCUGCACAUCAACUAGACUAAAUGUUCUAAAUUAACCCAGGGUGAAUAAGUGAGUGCCCUGCGAUGGACUGGCACCUCAUCCAGGAAUGCAGUGCUGCUGGCUCAGGCUUUGCCCCCAUGCUGGGAGAGGAUUUAUCUUAAAAGGGGUCAAGUGGUGCAGGGCAAACUUAAAUGAUGUAUUUUAAUACGUUUCCAUGUGUUAAUUUCUACUUUUGAUCUUCUGAUUGAAAGCACUUAUUUCAGCAAUUUAACUAAGGCACAACUUCUAUUUAGUAUUUUGAAAAUUAAACAUCCGAAAUAUCCAAAUGGAAAAGUAGCCCCGUGUCCCUCCCUCAGGCUCCGAUGCACCACAAGUGUCAUACUGUCGUGUGGCACUCAAAAUCUGCUGUCUGAAGAUUUGCCUAAGCAAUGUUUUCCCCCGAAAUGUCAUUUUAAUUAUUUGCCAUGUUGUCUUAAAUAAAAUUUAAAUGAAUAC